Priapulus caudatus is the source of this 529-nucleotide messenger RNA. RefSeq lists its product as uncharacterized. NCBI's taxonomy places the organism in Eukaryota, Metazoa, Priapulida, Priapulimorpha, Priapulimorphida, Priapulidae. The record is from RefSeq and is a predicted model, not a curated record. Bases 40 to 525 code for a protein of 161 amino acids. The transcript has 2 exons.
GGCUGCUUUCUCAAUCAUAACGGCGACACGGUGAAGGAUAUGAUACGGUUCGACGACGUUUCCGACGCCAUGACUCCGACCGCAUGCGCUGCUCACUGCACUCAGCUCCAGUACGUGUUCAUGGGUCUAGCGAGAGGAAAGAGAUGUAAGUGCGGCAUGGAAUACGGCAGGUUCGGACGUCGACCGGACUCAGACUGUAACAUGGCGUGCGAGGGCGACGCCACUGUGAUGUGUGGAGCAAGCUCGAUAAACUCUGUCUACAGAGUUUAUGAAGAUGACAAAUUCAGCGAGAUGAAAUUCCGCAAUAGCGAGAUCCAGGCCGGGCAGCAGCUGGGUCGCAUUGUCAUGGCAACAACAACAGAAGCAGCAUCGGUGAUAGCGUGUGGAGUGUCCUGUCUUAUGUCACCCUCGUGCUUCGGGUUCGUGUGGAUUCAAGAAGGAACCCAAAGCUGCGAGAUUAUGUCUGCUACUGGCAACCUAGGCAACUACACCAUUCCCGCCGGAGGAAAAUACUACAGUGGUUAACUAC